Molecule: messenger RNA, 850 nt
Organism: Rosa rugosa (rugosa rose)
Lineage: Eukaryota; Viridiplantae; Streptophyta; Magnoliopsida; Rosales; Rosaceae
Product: DEAD-box ATP-dependent RNA helicase 32-like
Exons: 4
Coding region: 192-803 (203 amino acids)
Source: RefSeq, a predicted model, not a curated record
UCAGGCUAACAACAUGCAAAAGGCUUCAACCAGUGUCUCCAUUGUUGUCAUCUUUGCUAGUCAAGUAUCCUGAUACACUCCUGGGUCUGGCAAAAAGGGCCUUUAUCACUUACUUGAAGUCCAUUCAAAAUCACAAGGACAAAGAAAUUUUUAAUCUGUUGGAACUGCCACUUAAUGAAUUUUCAGCAUCUAUGGGUCUACCAAUGACCCCCAGAAUCCGUUUUCCAAAUCAGAAAAUGAAGUCCAAGACAGCGGGAGAACUAUAUCCUAUUGGUGAACCAGAAAGUUCUGACAUGGAGAACGGAUUGGAGAUUCCCAAAGAGGAACUUGAUAUUGGUGAUUUGAAUGAGGGGGAAGUGGAUAACGAUGUUCUUCUAACAAAUGAGGGAACAGAGGAAGGAACAAAAAUUGGAGAUAAUGUGCCAGUGACUCCAGUCAUGAAGAAAAGGAAUGGACCUAUGGGAACUAGGACACACUUUAAUGAUUCGGGCAACCCGAUAUCGCCCUUUGCAAAGAUGGCUGGUACCGUACAUGCUAGUGAUCCCAUAUUGCUUGAUGAACUUAAAGACAUGAAACAAAAAUAUUAUGAUAAGGUUAGGGAAGAGUUGAAGAGAUCAGAACCAGAAGACAAGAUUCUAGACCGCCAGCGUUGCAACGAAAAACGAAGGAAAGAGAAGAUGAAGAGGAGUAGAGUGAAUGAAGGAGAACAGGAACAGGAUGAUCUUUCUGAUUCCAAGGAAGAGCCAUAUGAGUAUCGACCCUGCAAAAGAAGGGGUUCGCUGCUGACUUUUCCUUUAAACUAGUUUUGGCUCAAGAUUUGUUAUAAUUCCAGCCAUCUGUAAUUGUAGAA